AAAAGAAAAAAAAAUAUCCGCAUAAGAUGCGAAAGUCAGAGUGCGGAGCUUAAUACUUGUACAGAGAGAGAGGGAGAGAGAGAGAGAGAGAGAUACGCAAAAGAACAAUAGAAAAUCGAGUGCACAUUAAGCUCAUUCGCUCCCCAAACCCCCCGCAGAUCUACUAUGCCCUUGCAUUCUUUGAUUUGAUCUCUCCCUCUCUCCCUCGCUUUCGUGUUCUCUCGCCCGUCUGAGAAUCAGAAUUCGCAGCCAUGUUUUCCACCAGCAAGAUCAAAUCCGUUGAUUUUUACAGGAAAAUUCCAAGAGAUUUGACAGAGGCGUCAUUAUCAGGUGCAGGAUUAUCCCUAGUAGCAGCACUGUCCAUGAUGUUUUUAUUUGGAAUGGAAUUGAGUAAUUAUUUGACUGUCAGCACAUCUACGACUGUUAUAGUUGAUAAGAGUUCUGAUGGAGACUUCUUACGCAUUGAUUUUAAUAUCAGUUUUCCUGCCCUCUCAUGUGAAUUUGCAUCGGUAGACGUGAGUGAUAUCUUGGGAACAAACAGGUUGAAUAUAACAAAAACAAUUCGCAAGUUUUCGAUAGAUCCAGAUUUAAGACCUACUGGUGCCGAGUUUCACUCAGGACCAAUUUCUCAUUACAUUAAGCAUGGGGAUGAAGUUGAUGAAGAACCUGUUGAUGGCUCUGUCCCACUAACAGCUCAGAAUUUUGAUAAAUAUUCUCAUAUACAUCAGAUUUUGGUUGUAAAUUUUUUUGCUCCUUGGUGCUACUGGAGCAAUCGCCUGAAACCAGCAUGGGAAAAGACGGCCAAAACAAUAAGAGAAAGAUACGAUCCAGAGUUGGAUGGGCGGAUUCUUUUGGGAAAGGUAGAUUGCACUCAGGAACCUGACUUGUGUAGGAGGCAUCAUAUACAAGGCUAUCCAUCAAUUCGCAUUUUUCGUAAAGGAAGUGAUGUUAGGGAUGACCAUGGACACCAUGACCAUGAAUCUUAUUAUGGAGAUCGAGAUGAAGAUAGUUUGGUUAAGACAAUGGAAGCUUUGGUUGCAGCUAUUCCAGUGGAGUCUCAGAAGCCAGCUUUGGAGGGCAAGUCUGCAAAUAUGUCACAGAAUGCUAAAAGACCUGCACCAUUGACAGGGGGAUGUAGAAUUGAAGGAUAUGUGCGAGUUAAAAAGGUUCCAGGAAACCUUGUCAUCUCAGCUCGUUCAGGAGCCCAUUCGUUUGAUCCUAGUCAAAUGAAUAUGUCACACGUCAUAUCCAAUCUUUCUUUUGGCCGGAAGAUUGCACCUAGGGUGAUGAGUGAUGUGAAGCGCUUGAUACCUUAUCUUGGUGGAAGUCAUGACAGGUUGAAUGGGCGACCAUUCAUUAAUCAUCGUGAUUUGGGUGCAAAUGUUACUAUCGAGCAUUAUCUUCAAAUAGUUAAAACGGAGGUGAUAACAAGAGGAUCUCAUAAAUUAGUUGAGGAAUACGAGUACACAGCCCACAGCAGUUUGGCUCAGAGCCUAUACGUACCUGUUACAAAAUUCCAUUUUGAGCUUUCUCCAAUGCAGGUUUUAAUAACUGAGAAUCCAAAGUCCUUUUCACAUUUUAUCACAAAUGUCUGCGCAAUUAUUGGGGGUGUUUUCACGGUUGCUGGAAUCUUGGAUUCCAUUCUGCACAACACCAUUAGAAUGAUGAAGAAAGUAGAGUUGGGUAAAAAUUUUUGAUAGAUAGGUGAGAUUUUAAGCGUAUAAGAAAUUCAGAUUUCCCAGAAACCCAUACACUAGUGACGGACAUUGGCAAUUUAUUCCGCAAUAAAUGUACAAUGAAGCAUGAAGUUGGCUAUUCUAGUUGCCAUCACAGGAAAUGAUUUGGAAGAAGGAAUCUGAGCUUAAUGGUUGCAUGCGAUGCGAUCUUUUUCCUCCCUUUAAUUUUUUCUUUCUAGUUUCUAGUUUCUAGUUUCUACUAAUGUUUAGUUUUAAUUGGUACGGAUGGCGGUGAGUUGGUUGUGGAACGUGGAAAAUGGUAGUGAAAUUACCUUAGCUGGUUGGGCUGCCCCUUGGCUGUGGGGAGACAAAUGUAUUUUUGGUGUAAUGCUAUACGUGCUACAUGUUCUUCAUCCUCAA
This is a messenger RNA of Corylus avellana, 2096 nucleotides long. RefSeq names its product protein disulfide-isomerase 5-3. Gene Ontology annotation, cellular component: COPII-coated ER to Golgi transport vesicle; endoplasmic reticulum. The record is from RefSeq and is a predicted model, not a curated record. Lineage: Eukaryota; Viridiplantae; Streptophyta; Magnoliopsida; Fagales; Betulaceae.